AUGGUGGACUACCUUGUGGAAAUCAGUAGCAAGAGUUAUGGCCUAAUGAAGGAAGAGUUUUUCAGCAUCUUUGAAGCCAUCGAUCAAAAGCUAGAAGAACCAACUACAGAGAUUGAAACCCAAGAGGAUAGUGAUGAUGAAGGGGAAGAUCUAAUGGAAUCAGAUGGAGAAGAAGAGAGCGAGUCUGAGACAGAAGAAGAUCGUGCGUUUAUUGAUGAUGAAGUGGCGGAAGAUCAAGGAGCCUCGUUUUACCGGCCUUUCGACCGUGAACGUGCAGGGGAGGAAGUAGAAGAAUAUUUGGAUACUGUCGAAAAACCAAAAGUGACCAACCCAGAACCUUACAAGAAAAAAGAGCACCCGUUGAAGAAACUAAGAGAUAGACUCGAAGAAUACUUGAGAGAGCUUCCUGUCCUUGGCUCUAAUUCUGGUAAAUAUGAUUUGAACGCUGUCAAAGAAUUCCUCUUUCCUGUCCUGGUCCAGAAUGAACAAGUUCAGUUCACCAUUAAGCACAACAACAACAUCAUGUGCCUAAAGACGAAAAACCUUCGCUUCCUCGAUUUUACCAACUUCCUCGCCAGGCUUCAGUUACGAUAA
This is a messenger RNA of Porites lobata, 594 nucleotides long. NCBI's taxonomy places the organism in Eukaryota, Metazoa, Cnidaria, Anthozoa, Scleractinia, Poritidae. The record is from the annotation of a GenBank genome assembly.